AUGUACACAGGUUUAGUAGUUGAUGAUAUACCAUUUAAUUAAAUAGCUUUGAAAAUGAUGCUUAAACAUUAUAAUAUUGAAGCAGAUUCCGUGUUUGAUGGAUUAUAAGCAAUUGAAAAAGUUAAACUCAAAAUGUAAUAAAAUUGCUAAAUUUAUCAAUUAAUUUUUAUUGAUAUUGAAAUGCCUGGGAUGGAUGGUUUUUAAACAAGUAAGCAAGUAAAUUAUAAAUACUAAUUAAUUAGAUCUUGAAAAUAAUUGACAUAAAAAUAAUCUAUUAUUUUUAUAUGCUCUGCAUAUGA
This is a messenger RNA of Paramecium primaurelia, 299 nucleotides long. The record is from the annotation of a GenBank genome assembly. Lineage: Eukaryota; Ciliophora; Oligohymenophorea; Peniculida; Parameciidae.